UCGUGACGUCACCACGCACGGACGUCACGGCGCGCGCUGACGUCACGGUUCGAGGCGCGCCACUGAUUUAGGGUGGAGGAUGAGGCGCUGCUUUGGCGGCGGCGGCGGCUUCGGAGGAGUCGGGAGGUCUGUGCGAUAAAAAGUUUUCUACGACCGCCGCACAUUGUCGCCGCGCCAAUUUCUGUCGCCGCAACUGGAAUUUUUCUGUACGCACACAAAUACGGACGAGCACUUCGCUCUGCGUGAUUACUAACUAACCCAAGCGCGCUAGUUAGUUUGCUCGCCAUGGUGGACGUGGUGGUGAUGACGGGGGAGGAGACGGAGGAUGAUGCCUCGACGACGAUGACGACGGUGAUGGUGGUGAACGGCAACAGCGUCGACGGUGAUGUCGACGGUGACGACGGUGACCACGGCGGCCGUCGGCAGCGGCUUGCGGCAUCUGCGCAGCGCAGAGGAGACUCACCCGAAGUAGCCCAACUGCAGGAGCUCGUGAAGAAACUCGAGCGGCAGAACGAGCAGCUGCGUCGGGCGAGAAGGACGGGCGCGAAAAGGCGGCAGAUGAGCGACGAUCACCGCCAACUCCUCGACUUCCAGCUCAUCCACCAGCAGCGACAACCAAAUGCUGAAGAGCACAGAGGUUGGAUGGACCCCGCCGCCGCCGCCGGGUUAACGUCUCCGUUGCUAGGGCCGCCGUGUCGUGGUUGCGCGGACUUUCAGCCACUGUCACCCACGUCGCCGGUGUCGCCGAUGUCCUCGGGCCCCCAAAGUCCCUCUUCAGAUCUCCAGACCACCGUGAUGCCUGAUGCAGGGUCGGGACGUCUCCACCACCGUCAUCACCACCAGCGUCACCACCGUCGACACCGUCAGCAACAGCUACAACAACAACAAUUUGGGCCUUCGGACCAUUAUCCCGUGUCUUCAAACUUUCAGGUGGCCUCGGAUCUGCAGUUGUCUUCGGAUCUUCAUCCCAUUUCGCCGGAUCUCCAUGUGCCCUCAGAUCGCCAAGUGACCCCGAAUCUGCAUCCCAUGUCCUUGGACCUUCAUCCCAUGCCCUCGCACCCCCACGUGUCUUUGCGCCAUCAUUCAGUUCCCACUGAUCUUCGUGUGUCCUCAGACCUCCAGGUUUCUUCUCACCGACAAGUCCAUGCCGUCUCGUCGGAUGGCCUCGCCACUUUCGUAGACCCACAGCCUCCAAGUUCAGUUCGAGUGGAGGAGACCUUGGUGGGGCCGGGAGGACACCGAGACGGAACCCUUAAUACCGUGGCCUUAGUUGAUCUUGAAGAGUGCGCACGCUGGCAAGAUGAGAGCUGGCUGUACACGUCUUCUCGCAAAUGCAGCACCUCUGACGGGACGCCGCCGAGCUGGUACGAGUGGAGCCGUCAAGUCCUGGACAACCCGAGCCCCGAGAUGGAGGCGGCUCGCCGCUCCCUCAUGUCGCGCCUCAGCAGCACAAUGCUUGGGAGCAGGAAUAGGAUGCACCGAGUGAGUGGCUGUAAUCGGCAGUACACCAUGGUGGGCUGCGAGAGCCCCAAAGGAGCUAACCUCACCUUGCCAUCUUCCGCGCCGCAACUGGGGCGACACCGACGAGCCGUUGUGGAUGAUUGUGACUUGGACCAUGUGACGAGGCGGUACAGCACUCCCCUAAAUACAUUCGGAAGCCCUGAGAUUAAAAGCUCAAAGGGGCCAGAAUAUGAAACACCUUUGAAAAUGAUGCAGCUUAUGGACGGAACCCAGAUUCUGGAUGGUGAUGACUCUUGUAUGGAUUCCCGCCCAAGUAACAUCUCUGAACUCCGACUAAUGGUCUGGCUUAAGGAGCAGAAGCUGCAACAGCAAGAAUUUGGGUCCUUGCUCAAUGAGAUGUCCCCGCCCAUGUACUCUCCCGACAUUCUCAAGCAGUGCAUCCAGGUGUGCGGCUUUGACACAACAUGCAUCUGCAGUUUGGAGAAAACCAUGCUCGCAGAGACUGCCACAGACCUUUCCUCGUGCCAGGGUUUCCUCCAGUCGGAGGCGACCGCCGACCCUCGAACAGGAGACCCGCCCGCUUCGCCGCCGCCGCCAUGUGAGCCUCGUGUGGCGGAUGAGCGUCAGGACGGGGACGGCUCGUCUGUUUCGGGGCCCGCAGAUUCGCCGGGGCGACUCCGAGCACCACUUCUUCACAACCUCACCCCCUUCAGCGACCAGGAGGAGGAAGAGGACACCUGCGGUCCUUUCUCACCUUGCACGGACGAUGUCGAUUCUUCGAGAGGAAGCCGGCGAGAAUCCCCAAGUGACCACCUCCCGAACAAAGCGUCCCGGCUUCAGCCGCCCUUACGUCUGCGUGCACCGCAAAGCCUCCGGACAGACGGCUUGCAGCAGAGGAGCAGACAUUUAAUGGUGGAGCCAGGGAGGGUGGCUUCCAGUCUCUCUCAGCCCCAGGCGGUGGUGCGGGGUACAGCGGUAGCCCAAGGCUCUCAGCAGCGUCGAGUAGAUGUGCCUGGUGCGGGUCAAGCCAAAGGCCUGGCGACGGCACCUUCGUCCUCCAAUGGGCUGCCAGCGGUCACUAGCCCAGGCCAAAAUGUCCGGCUGGCGAACACGAACGUGGGUCGCGCAGCGGAAACGAGGCCCCGCACUGUUGCGACGAACAAGCAGCCGGCGCCGCAGCCAAGGGCAGCGAGCGGUCCCACCACACCUGCUCGGUCACGCCUCGUGCAGGCACAGAGGCCGAAAGUGGGAUCGCUGAGACACGGCCAAAUCAAUGCCAGCCCAAAUGAUAUGCAUGUGAGCAUGCCAAACCUGAACAGCACUAUCGUGCGGCCGGCUCUUGCAGUUGUAAAAAACAGCCUCAGCCUGGAGUCCAAUCUUCAGGAUCCAGCUACAGAUGCAUCUCUUCGCUGUAAAACCAAAACAGGCUCGUCGAGGCUGCGUCUGCCGACGUCGACUUCCCAGUCGAGGCUGCCGUGCAAAACGACGCCACCUCCCGCCGCGUCCGGAGCGAGCUAUCGGACGACCUCCCAGUCGAGCAGUCCCGGCACUACUCAGGGCGGCCCAACCGGUUGUACCACCACGCACAAAGUGCCCUCGCCUGGAACCCCGAAACCCCGUUCCCGCCUGGUAGUUCCGAGCGGGUCCCCGUCGUCGGGAGUAGGAGCCGGCGACAGGAUUGGUGGCGCCCGGGCGGCAAGCACCAGCUCGUUGGGCAAGAGUGUGCUGUCGAAGCUGGCGGCAAGCAAGACCAGCCCUAACACCCAGCCGUGUUCUGCGGUGCCUCGCAGCAAGCUGGCACAGCCAACUCAGAGGUCCCUACAAAUGCAAAGGUCUUUCGGGGUGUUAAAGGAUGCUUCAUGCAGAGUCAACUACUAAUGAAGGAUAUGUAGCAAUCCCAGCAUAUACAGAUAUCUAUUGACUUAUAGGAGGUCUGCAUGUGAGGUUAUGAGUGUUAACUGGUGCCAUUCAUCAUACCUUUCUCAAAUUACAGGCACCAUAUUCAGAUUAUAUACCUCUUGAAUGUGGAUGCCCAUACAUAAUUGGGUUUUGACUUGUUUUAUAAAAAACAAAUGUUAUUCAAGUUGAUAGGUUUGACUUUUUUGAACCACUGUAGAUGUGCAUAAUUUACUGACAUGCACGUACACUACUUAAGCAUUCAUUUAUUAAUCACCUUGCUUUGCAAAGAAGACAUUCAUAGUUUCUUUGCGUGCUUUUGCACACGUGCUUAAAAUGAUUUUAAAUGUAUGUGCGGUGUAUUUUGCAAUCACACCUGCAAAGUGGCACUCGGAGGGAUUUUAAUAAUGCUGUUAUAAUCUUAACUUUGGAGCUUUCGUGACUGCAGGAAUUAUUCUUUGGUUCUUUCGGUAAAGUCACGUAUAAAGAAAAAAUAAUAAAUUAAAUAAUAGUAUACGACGUUUCGAUUGCAACACAAGCAAUCAUCAUCAGGUAUAAUGAAAUAGCGACAUAAAAUCUAACCAGAAAAAAUUAUAGACAGAUAUCACCAAGAUACACAGAGACGAUCACCCCUCUCUGUACCUGUGUUGCCCGCUCUGUGUAUCUUGGUGAUAUCUGUCUGCUUAUAUGUCUGUAAUUUUUUCUGGUUAGAUUUUAUGUCGCUAUUUCAUUAUACCUGAUGAUGAUUGCUUGUGUUGCAAUCGAAACGUCGUAUGCUAUUAUUUAAUUUAUUAUUUUUUAUUUAUACGUGACUUUACCGAAAGAACCAAAGAAUAAUGCUGUUGUACUUUGUGUUUUCUUCUUGUAACUUGCUAGCCUUUAUUGUGCCUAAAAUCAGUCCGCUAACCUUUAUUCAGUCUUCGCGUGUACGUGGUAAUUGUUUUUUUGACUAUAUAUACUAAUGGAACUGGAUAUCGUAGCAGGUUUAGUAAUUUAAUAUAUGCACAUAUCCAAAGUAUAAUUUACAUAAGCUACCUUAUGAAAAGAGGUCAUACUUUUUCAAUUUUAUAAGCCUAGUUUUUUCUCCCCAUUAAUAUUAUUCAGGUCUAUUUAUUGUAAACUAAAACCAGGAGUAUAUAUAAAUGUUCCCGAAUAAAUUCUGGGCACGCAGGUCUUGUUGUUAAAUGUGUAGAGGAUAGGUUAAUAUUUCCGUUAUAAACCAAUGAUGGCAUUACAGAUACGCUUUCGUAGAUGAAGUGGGAUGUGUUUGUUGAGGGUCUGGGGGACGUGUUGUGUGGCUGUUGAAAUGGGACUGGAGUAAUUUGGAAGGAAAAUGGAAGGGUUACGGAUUGUCAUAUAAGACAGACAGCUAGGAAAAAACUAUUUUAAGUGGCUCGCUGGUACGGUUGCCCAAUCAUUUGUGCUAGUUAACAUUUGCUUUGCAAGUACAUGGGUACAGAGUAAAUUUUUUACCAGCUCUGCGAAGAGGAUAAUCAUAUUUUGUCAUGUUCAUGAAUUUGCAGCCCUACCGUUGGAACUUUGUGUGUUAAAUGCAGUGGUAUGUGGCUUCAACAAGGUACAACCUUCAGUGGUGUUUACACAAUGAUACUACUAAUAUUGCACUACAUAGAACUCAGUACCAGCAAAUCCCAUUGCAUGCCAUAAUGUUAUGCUUAACUGACUUCUUUAGAAAGACUGUUACUAAAUCCUGUUACAGAGGGGAAUGUUUAGGUUCUGCUGUAAGCACUUGUGGCAUAUGUUUUGUACGUAUAUUUUACAAAUGAUAAACAUUGCAUAGCAUGAAUGCACCCAAAAGCCCCGAAUGCAGCACUUACUACUUACUAUAUGGCAGCCUUGAAGGGUCGUCUGUACAAUAUUUUUUGACUUGCUGAACUUUCUCAGGCCAAUUGUUCACCAAAGUUGUGCUUGUCUUAGGUUCUUUGGUCACUUUCCAAGACAAUCAAAUACAGAGGUAUGGUGGACUUGGUAGGAACUUGGCAUGCAAUGAUUCAUCAAUAUAGUAUAUCAAUGAAAGUGAGUUAUUUUGCCCAUGAUGCAUGCAUAAAAUUGCACUUGUCUGAAUCCAUUGAAAUGUAUGCAAAUUAUAUGUAAAUGAUACGAUUAAUGUUACUUUUAGGCUAAUGGAGCAAAGGAACCAUUCUUGAAUCGAACCCCAAACCCUGCCUGAAUCGUGACGAUGUAUUGAACCACUCGGGAGAUGAAUCAUAACAUGCCUAGUAGAUAUCCUGCUGAUAAAAACCAUAGUUUGCAUUUUUACAAAGGAAUAUUUCAGAUGUUGCCUUAAUUAUUGAACAGUAGUCAUGCUCUUUAACACAAUUUUAGUUCGUUUAUUUGAGCAGCAUGGCUGGCAGGGAGAAUUGUCUAUGCACGUUUUUUUGUGUUAACGUAAUCUGAGCUUUGAAUGCUGUCGGGCUCAUUAUGGUUCUGGUGAUAUUGUUAAUGCCAUUUAAUGAAAAAGUUGGCGUAUCUAGCGAUAUUUAUAUAAUAUGCCAUUUUAUUAACAAUACAUUAAAUGCAUUUGAGAUUCAUUUUUCUAUUUUUUAUUUUGGGCGUGACAAAAUCGCUUGACCAACCUGGGGGGUAUUGUUCGUUGUUUAUGUUGUCCUUUGUUUAAUAAACAUUUUGAGUUUAAACUUA
Molecule: messenger RNA, 6015 nt
Organism: Lethenteron reissneri (Far Eastern brook lamprey)
Lineage: Eukaryota; Metazoa; Chordata; Hyperoartia; Petromyzontiformes; Petromyzontidae
Product: SLAIN motif-containing protein-like
Biological process (GO): cytoplasmic microtubule organization; positive regulation of microtubule polymerization; microtubule nucleation
Cellular component (GO): microtubule plus-end
Source: RefSeq, a predicted model, not a curated record